AUGGCAGAGCAGAAAGGGAAAGGGACGAUCAGGAUAUGCUUAAGGUUUGGAGUGGUUUGUUUGAUCAUGAAGUUAGAUCUGCCACACGUCACAGAUUUGACGCAGAAGUCCGGAGACGAAAAGGAAAGAAGAACAGGCUCCUCGACGCCAGAACGGUAUCCCACAAACUCAAAGACAUGGCUAGGUGUCAGUCGGCGUGAUCCUCGGCUACAGCUGGCCAAGUAUCGGGAGUACCUAAUCAGCAAGACACAGGCUUCUGGUGACAGCAUCCAGUGGACUGGCAACCCCAGAACGACACCAACCAGCAGUACAAAUGUCGCGUCUGCCAAAGCCCGACAAAGGGCACCUGGCCACGAAAAGUGCAGCAUGUCACUGAAGCGUAGAGACUGGUCUCAUGUCAAGCCUUCCAAGAAACGAGCAAGAUCAGAAUUGGGAGAUAUCCGAGAUCUUAAGGGCGAAACAUUAUCUCCGUUUGUUGAAAGAUGUGAAUUUCCAAAAAUUUUGUUUCGAAACAAUAGUGAAUUAAAGUUAUACGACACCGAAUCUCGAACGCACGGGCAUUAUUUGGCGUCUUCCGUGGAUGACACGUCUCUACCGACAGUGUCUUCACAUGAUAUCAAACUGGCCACAAACGAGAAUGGUAGCAUUACAGUUCUAGGUAAAGGUGUGUACGGGUUUGUCAUAAGGGGGCAGCUCAAAGAAGGCAACAAACUGCACGACAUUGUUGCCAAGUUCUUCAGAGCGGACAAGAAUUCACUAGAGGCUGUUCUGAACGAAGCACGCAUUCUCCACUUUCUCGGUGCUACAGGAGCUGUACCUCGGGUCUAUGGUAUUCUUCAAUCAGACCAACUAAGCCCACGCCCAAUUCUAAUCCAAGAAUGCUUCGCCAACGGACAAGACUUGUACAAGUUCCUGGAAUCUGCGCCGCCAAAAAGCGCCUGGAUAACAGCGUGUAUAGCAGCCACUGAAGGUCUGCUGAAGAUUCACGCCAAAGGAGUUCUGCUAAACGACAUAAAACCUGACAACAUUCUGAUUGACGAAGCAAGCAAUGUCAGGUACAUUGACAUGGGGAUGGCGACUUUGAACGAAAGUUUCCUCUACCCUACUGGGCCAUUGCUGGAGAAAUGCCACCACCUUGCUCCAGAGAUCGUGAGGGGUGAGCCCACAACCAAAAUGUCGGACAUCUUUAGUCUUGGAAUCGUGCUCCAGAUGAUUGGUGAAAAUGGAGACGUGCCAGAUUUGUUGUCAAUAAGCCAACUGAUGACCUGCCCAGACCCUUUCCUCAGGUGCUCCCUAUCAAAUGUGAUCACAUUGCUCCAAUCUUUAGACUGUGACGAUACUUUGCUUCAGUAA
Messenger RNA from Liolophura sinensis, 1353 nucleotides. RefSeq lists its product as uncharacterized. Lineage: Eukaryota; Metazoa; Mollusca; Polyplacophora; Chitonida; Chitonidae. Bases 1 to 1353 code for a protein of 450 amino acids. Gene Ontology annotation, biological process: peptidyl-serine phosphorylation; intracellular signal transduction. The record is from RefSeq and is a predicted model, not a curated record. The transcript is spliced from 3 exons. Gene Ontology annotation, molecular function: ATP binding; protein serine/threonine kinase activity.